Purpureocillium lilacinum is the source of this 1140-nucleotide messenger RNA. Its product is annotated as membrane-bound alpha-1,6-mannosyltransferase Initiation-specific. Lineage: Eukaryota; Fungi; Ascomycota; Sordariomycetes; Hypocreales; Ophiocordycipitaceae. The record is from RefSeq and is a predicted model, not a curated record. Gene Ontology annotation, cellular component: mannan polymerase complex. Gene Ontology annotation, biological process: protein N-linked glycosylation. Gene Ontology annotation, molecular function: alpha-1,6-mannosyltransferase activity.
AUGCUCAACUCCCGUCGCGCCCUCGUUGCCGCCGCCUUCCUCAUCACAGUCUUCUUCCUCGUCUCGCGGUCGCAUCAUUCAUCUCCCGAGGCCACAAAGCACACGUCCUCGUCCGCCGGCGGCGUACCCCAGUCCAAUGGCGACCACGGCGUCACACAACGUCCCGCAGCCGACGUCAAGACACAGCAGCAAAGGAGGCCCGUGCCUCAGAAGCCCUUGAUAGAUACGUCGCGCAUGUCGACGUAUGACAAGCUCGCCUAUGCCUACCCCUACGACAUCGAGGUCAAAUUCCCGGCAUACAUCUGGCAGACGUGGAAGACGACGCCAACGGACAAGGACUUUCAGUUCCGCGAGCAGGAGGCGUCGUGGACCGAGCAGCACCCUGGCUUCGUCCACGAGGUCAUUACCGAUGACGUCGCGGUCAGCAUGCUCAGCCUCUUCUACGCCGCCGUCCCCGAGGUCCUCGAGGCAUACAAGGUGCUGCCCUUGCCAGUCCUCAAAGCCGACUUCUUCCGCUACCUCAUCCUCUUCGCGCGAGGCGGCAUCUACUCCGAUAUUGACACGUACGCCAUCAAGAGCGCAGUGGAGUGGGUUCCUAGUCAGAUCCCGCGCGAGUCCAUUGGGCUCGUCAUCGGUCUCGAGGCGGAUCCCGACCGUCCAGACUGGGCCGACUGGUACAGCCGCCGCAUCCAGUUUUGCCAAUGGACCAUCCAGAGCAAGCCCGGCCACCCGGCCCUGCGUGAUAUCAUCACAAGGAUCACAAACGCGACGCUGACGCUCAAGCGCACGGGCAAGAUUUCCAGCUUCCAAGGCAAGAACGUGGUCGACUUGACUGGGCCGGCGGUUUGGACCGACACCAUCAUGGACUACCUCAACGACGAGCGCUUCUUCGACAUGAAGAAGAGCAAGGGCAAGGUUGACUGGCGCAACUUCACCGGCAUGGAGAUGAGCAAGCGCGUGGGAGACGUUGUGGUCCUGCCCAUCACGAGCUUCUCGCCGGGCGUGGAACAGAUGGGGGCCAAGGACUACGACGAUCCCAUGGCCUUUGUUAAGCACGACUUUGAAGGCACGUGGAAGCCCGAGGAAGAACGGCAUAUCGGCGAGCAAAAAGAACAGCCGCAAGAGGGUCUCGUCCAAUGA